Drosophila ficusphila is the source of this 1820-nucleotide messenger RNA. Its product is annotated as UPF0687 protein C20orf27 homolog. The record is from RefSeq and is a predicted model, not a curated record. NCBI's taxonomy places the organism in Eukaryota, Metazoa, Arthropoda, Insecta, Diptera, Drosophilidae. The transcript is spliced from 2 exons. Bases 187 to 732 code for a protein of 181 amino acids.
AUUUUGUUAUUCGACGUUGUUGGAAACUGAUUUAAAUCGCAAAACCGCUGCUAAUAAUUGCGAAAACUCGAAAAAAGCGCGUCGACCAUUUCCAAAUAAAUCUGAAGAAAAGGGAAAACGCUGGCAUUUAAUCUCCCCACCAAGAAAUAAAAUACAAAAAAGCCCACAAAUUUUUGGAUUGCUAAAAUGUGCGACGAAGCCGGAACAGAAAAUUUGGAGCACCAAGACCACCACGUCCACUUCGAUUCGACUACGGUGAAGGAUGACUUCGAAUCAGACAGCUGUGUGACAUAUCAAAGAUCUGGAGAUACGAUUGUGGUCAGCCUGGGCUUUCUGCAGAUCAACCAUCGCUACCUGAUCGACCUGAAGCUCCCGACGUCGCUUUUUGGCGAUGCGGGGAAGCCGGGCAGCAAGUUCGAGCCGGUGGUCAGCGCCACACCGAGUCUGCACUGCAAGAUCACGGAAUUCGCGGGCACCAAGCACGACGAGCAUGACUUUUUCGAGAUGAAAAUCGAGUUCUUCGCCUACAAGGAGAAGCUGCUGCGCGAGGUCCUUCACAUCGUCAGCUCGAACAAUUCCAAGGAGGUGCUGCAACUGGUGAUCGCCGCCCGGGUCUUGGGAAAGGGCAAGGGAACGCCCAUGCUGCGCACCGGGAUCCAUUGCAUCGGUGUCGAAAGGGACGACGAUGAAUCAGAGGCCUCAGACUUCGCCGGGUUCGACAGCAGGCCCUAAAUUUGAAACACACCCUCUUCUCGCCUUGCCGCAACUUGUUUUCUUAGUUAAUUGCAGAUAUUUACAUAGUUCUUAAGUAAAAGAGAAAGGAAUAAUAUGUAACGUUAGUUAUUACCUACAUAGCAAACAAUUGUGUAUGUAAAACUCAUUGAGCAUUUACAUUUAGGUUUCGGUUUCAGUUUUGCGUGUUGUACUUAACAUUUGUAAAUUACCCGAGUCCGCAAUUGUCAAGUUUGUAUUGCACGUGAGUGGGCAAACUGCCAAAAAAUUCUUGACAUUUUAUAAUGAUUUUCAAGACCAUUUUACGGCCCGAUCUUAUAUUACCAGUAAGCCUUACAUUUGUUUCUUGGGUUUUAAAGCUGUUCAUGUUUCACUUGCGUGCCGGAAAAUCAUGUAAUAUUUCGAAAUAUAUUAUGUUAAGUGUUUUAGAGUUGACUAAAGUAGGUUGUGACAUGAACAACUUUAAAAUAGCCAAUCUAAUGACCUUUUAACUAUUGUAUGACUGGAAGGCCUAACAAAAAUUUCUAUUAAAUGUGUUCUGACUUUUUUAAAUGCACUGUACAUAUAUAAGGUCAUAGAUAACUCCUUUAAAAUGCACCAUAUACAAAUAAUUAUUGCAAAAAAAGUAAAAACAACCUCAGAAGUACACAAAGACCAACCGUUUGACCAUUUUCAAUGUGUAUUGAUAUAUAAUUCAAUCUCGGCAAUUAAUUUACCCAAAAGUAUGCAAAAUCAGAUGCAAUUUAAUGUGUGACCAAAUCGAGGUGCUCAUAACAGAAAUGUAUGCAUUAACCGAAACAAGAUAUUUAAUCUUUUUGACUAAAAUUAGCCCAGAGAUAUUUUUAGCAAGGGCCUUUUGAGAAUAUAUUAAAGAUUAUAACAUUGUGCACUGUCAAAUGUAUAAAAGGCACCGUAACUAAUAAACUAGAUUUUGUAAAUUUAAAUCUACAAAAAACCGAUCAAAAACAACAAAAUAUUAGAGCCCGUAAUAUCAUAAUUAUUUGUACUAUCUAAGUUAAUAAUUGGUUAGUCACCUAGCGAUUUGCUCAGGGUGCCGUUAAUAAAAUUCGUUAAAAGCCCCAAACUAA